This is a messenger RNA of Clonostachys solani, 792 nucleotides long. The record is from the annotation of a GenBank genome assembly. Lineage: Eukaryota; Fungi; Ascomycota; Sordariomycetes; Hypocreales; Bionectriaceae.
AUGGCGACGCCUCCCAACCCACUUCCAUCAGCGUCCUCGGCCUCGCGGGACGCCCAACUUCAGAGUCUUUCAUCGCCAAAUAAACGUCGCGGGUCUCCGAGCCGAAACACGAGCCCAAGCACUACCCAGUCCGAGCAGCCGACUCUAACAGAUGGCAGCCCAGCAUCUUCGUCAACCAAGCGAGCAAAGUCCCAGGCCCCGCCUCCAAAGACCCUCCCUCGCCAGUACGAAUUUUGCGCAGUCGAAGACAUGGUCGAAUUAAUCUCACAUAUGCUGGGGGAACUAAUCACAACCAACGAUGCGAUCAGAAUAUCUGAGGGCGGCCUUACGAGGUUUCAUUCCAGGACUGCUCCGGGAAUAUCAGUACGAGAUUACUUGCACCGACUUGCGAGGCACGCCACCCUCACACCACCAUUAUUAUUAGCUAUGGUCUAUUAUAUCGACCGCCUAUGCGCCAUGUACAACGACUUUACGAUAAAUACACUCACCGUGCAUCGCUUUCUUAUCACAGCAGCUACCGUGGCCGCAAAGGGCCUGUCUGAUUCUUUCUGGAAUAACACUACGUAUGCGAGGGUUGGCGGUAUUCGGUUAGCCGAGCUCAGCCGCCUUGAGCUGGAAUUUCUUCAUCGAGUGGACUGGAAAAUAGUUCCCAACCCGGAGGUUUUGGUUGCCUAUUAUAAAGGACUGGUUGAACGGACACCGGGGUACAUUCUUGAGCCCGGUGACGAUUCAGAGGAAGAGUCGGAUGAGGCCAGUCCCGGCGGUGAAGAGUCAGAGGAAGGAACUGGAUAA